CUGUGUUCUUGUCCUGCAGGCGGAGGAUCUGAGGUCUGAAAUGAAAAGAGAUUUUGAGGAGAUGAAGGCUCAGAUUGAGGAGGACUGCGAUCGCGAGAUUCUCGACGACGCCAACAUGUUUGAGACGAAGAUGAGAGAGGCGAAGGAGCAGAACAUCAAACUGGCUGGAGAGGCAGGUGUAAUGAAGAAGAAGGUGAACUCGCUUGCCAAGGAAAUCACUGAGCACAAGGCAACGAUUGAGAAGCUGCAAGGAGAGCGGAGUAAGUUGCAGGGCGUCAUCAAGACGUUGGAAAAGGACAUCCAGGGGCUGAAGAAGGAGAUGCUGGAGCGGGAGGAGACAAUCUCGGACAAGGAGAGACAAAUCGUUGACAUUCGGAAGAAGAAUCAGGAGUUGGAGAAGUUCAAGUUUGUCCUUGACUUCAAGAUCAAGGAGCUGAAGCGGCAAAUCGAGCCCCGUGAUGCCACCAUAGCACGCAAGGAGAGCAAAAUCAAUCGGAUGACUGCCGAACUGUCAGCGUAUGAGAAGGCAUACCAUGCGUACAAGCACGAAGCCACUGGCUACAAGCAGAAGCUAGAGUCACAGGAGGGUGAAAUGCUACAGCAGCAAGAGAAGAUCCGCGUACUUGGACUUCUUAUCAAAAACUUGAAGAAAGACCUGAGCGAUGCCCUGGGUCUCAUCCAGUAUCCCAAGGAGUUGAAGAAAUCCGUCAUAACAAUGGGAGAAACAUAUCUCCCCAAGGACAAGAAGCCGGAGGAAGUUGUCCAGAAACCGUCAAUGAUGUCAGAGUCCGAGAACUCUGCGUACGUCAUUAAUUGCCUGGAGCGUAGCAAUGAGGCGCUGGAUAAGACACUGUCAAAAGACCGCAAGAUCCACAGGGAAGAGAAGGCGCGAAUCUUGGCAGAAAAUGUUCAACUCAUCAAAGAGAUCAACGAGCUGCGAGGGGAUUUGAAGUCGACGAGAACGCGCGUGCACGAUUUGGAAGUCGCCGCCAAGUCUCAGCGCACGUUGCGCUUGCAGCAGGUAGCGGCCUCGGCAUCGGCAGUGGGUAUGACUGCUGGUUCUAGCAGUGCCAGUUUGACGGCGCUGGGUGCGAGCCCGGUGGCUGGAUACGGCACCGCUGUCAGCUUGCCACUCGGCCGCCAGGACAACGCCGGCCAGCAACGUGUCCACACCGGCACUGCCGGUCCUGACGACGUGUCUGAGCUGCGGCAGGUCAUCGAGCAGCAGAAAGAGGAGCUCACAGCGCUGCGGGUCAAGUACCGUGCCGCCCUGUCUGGCCAGAGAGCAACGGUUGUCAACUUCCCUAUGAUACGCUCCACCUCGGUUACUGGUCAGUGAUGCGGUCGGAUGAGUCUUAUUAUGCAUAGAUAAGACACUCAGUGCUGUUACUGUGCUACCUGCAGCAUGCUGUGUGCUCAGCAUCUUGACGGCAGGGGCACACGGCAUGUUGGUACCGGACUUGAUGAUGUGCAGUGCAUGAUUACAUUGUACCCAAUGGUAGGUGGCUGGACGCUGGACGGCCUUUGUCCACAACCUCAUGGGAACUUGACUCUAGAUCGGCGGACCGUGACUUCCUGCUAACACACUUGGCACGAAUCUCAGCGUUAACUUGUAUUCACCUGCUCUUGCCAUUCUUCUUUCCAAUGGUGCAAGGAUUUCUCAUACUCAUAGGAUGAUUAUUGCCACCGAGAUGUGAUGAGUUCCAUAAGACCCUGAGAGUACAUUAGAACUUACAUCUAGAGUUUUCCCUAACUGUCAAUCAAAUUUAAUCCAAAAUGCUAGUCAUUGUUGAACAAAUGGAUAGUUGUCCUCAUCUACUUGCAUCUAUUCGAGUGGCUGUACGUACAUUUCUGAUAAAGCUUGAAAUGUUUUUGUCACAAUA
Sycon ciliatum is the source of this 1883-nucleotide messenger RNA. RefSeq names its product cilia- and flagella-associated protein 57-like. The transcript has 7 exons. The coding region runs from base 41 to 1339 and encodes 432 amino acids. The record is from RefSeq and is a predicted model, not a curated record. Lineage: Eukaryota; Metazoa; Porifera; Calcarea; Leucosolenida; Sycettidae.